Molecule: messenger RNA, 1253 nt
Organism: Mandrillus leucophaeus (drill)
Lineage: Eukaryota; Metazoa; Chordata; Mammalia; Primates; Cercopithecidae
Gene: NEUROG3
Product: neurogenin 3
Exons: 2
Coding region: 246-893 (215 amino acids)
Molecular function (GO): protein dimerization activity
Source: RefSeq, a predicted model, not a curated record
GAUAAAGCGUGCCAAGGGGCACACGACUUGCUGCUCAGGAAAUCGCCGCGGUCUCACCUCUGCGCCGCGCGAGAGAGCGCGACAGAGGCCCGGGACCCCAUUCUCUCUUCUUUUCUCCUUUGGGGCUGGGGCAACUCCCAGGCUGGGGCGCCUGCAGCUCAGCUGAACUUGGCGACCAGAAGCCCGCUCAGCUCCCCACGGCCUAGCUGCUCAUCGCUCUCUAUUCUUUUGCGCCGGUAGAAAGGAUGACGCCUCAUCCCUCGGGUGCGUCCACUGUCCAAGUGACCGGUGAGACGGAGCGGUCCUUCCCCAGAGCCUUGGACGACGAAGUGACCUGCUCCACGUCCGCUCCGCCCAGCCCCACUCGCACACGGGGGAACUGCGCGGAGGCGGAAGGGGGAGGCUGCCGAGGGGCGCCAAGGAAGCUCCGGGCACGGCGCGCGGGGCGCAGCCGGCCUAAGAGCGAGUUGGCACUAAGCAAGCAGCGACGGAGUCGGCGCAAGAAGGCCAACGACCGCGAGCGCAAUCGAAUGCACAACCUCAACUCGGCGCUGGACGCGCUGCGCGGUGUCCUGCCCACCUUCCCAGAUGACGCGAAGCUCACCAAGAUCGAAACGCUGCGCUUCGCCCACAACUACAUCUGGGCACUGACUCAAACGCUGCGCAUAGCGGACCACAGCUUCUACGCGUUGGAGUCGCCGGCGCCGCACUGCGGGGAGCUGGGCAGCCCAGAAGGCGGAUCCCCCGGGGACUGGGGGUCCCUCUACUCCCCAGUCUCCCAGGCUGGCAGCCUUAGCCCCGCCGCGUCGCUGGAGGAGCGCCCCGGCCUGCGGGGGGCCACCUCUUCCGCCUGCUUGCGCCCAAGCACUCUGGCUUUCUCAGAUUUUCUGUGAAGGGACCUGCCUGUCGCUGGGCUGUGGGUGCUAAGGGUAAGGGAGAGGGAGGGAGCCGGAGCCCUAGAGGGUGGCCGAUGGCGGCGACCCUCAAAAGCACUUGUUCCUUCUGCUUCUCACUGGCUGACCCCUGGCUGGCCCAGGCCUCCGCGGGGGCUGCAGGCUGGAUUCAUUCCCUGGCCCUCCGAGCCGCGCCAACUCACGCAGCCCUUGCUGCCCGCGCGAAGUGGGCAUUGCAAACUUCGCUCAUUUUAGGCCUCCUCCCUGCCACCACGCCAUAAUCUCAUUCUAAGAGUACGAGAAUGGUAGCACUACCCGGCCGGAGCCGCCUACCGUCUCGGGUCGCCCUACCCUCACUCA